CUCCUCUUGCUCUGAUUGGCUGGCGGGACCCAGCCCCCAGCCACGUGACCAGGUCGCGGUUUGCUGUGCAGUGGGACAAGCAGUCGCCCUCGCGCGAGGUAAAUGAGGUGAGCGUGAUGUGGGCCGGCUCUGUUCGCGCCGCGCUCUCCCGAGCCCCCGGCAGCCGCCGCGCGCACUCAGCGCUGGCGCAGCUGCGUGGCAUAUUGGAAGAGCAGCUGGAAGGGAUCCGCGGGGCUGGCACCUGGAAGAGUGAGCGGGUCAUCACGUCGCGCCAGGGGCCGCGCAUCCACGUUGACGGCGUCUCCGAAGGAAUCCUUAACUUCUGUGCCAACAACUACCUGGGCCUGAGCAGCCACCCCGAGGUCAUCCAGGCAGGUCUGCAGGCCCUGGAGGAGUUUGGAGCUGGCCUCAGCUCUGUUCGCUUCAUCUGUGGGACCCAGAGCAUCCACAAGGAUCUAGAAGCAAAGAUAGCCCGCUUCCACCAGCGGGAGGACGCUGUUCUUUAUCCCAGCUGUUUUGAUGCCAACACUGGCCUCUUUGAGGCCCUGCUGACCCCAGAGGAUGCAGUUCUAUCAGAUGAGCUCAACCACGCCUCCAUCAUCGAUGGCAUCCGUCUUUGCAAGGCCCAUAAGUACCGCUACCGCCAUCUGGACAUGGCUGAUCUAGAGACCAAGCUGCAGGAGGCCCAGAAGCACCGACUGCGCCUGGUGGCCACUGAUGGGGCCUUUUCCAUGGAUGGCGACAUUGCACCCCUGCAGGAGAUCUGCCACCUCGCAUCUCGAUACGGUGCCCUGGUCUUUGUGGACGAAUGUCAUGCCACUGGCUUCCUGGGGGCCACAGGACGGGGCACAGAUGAGCUGCUGGGUGUGAUGGACCAGGUCACCAUCAUCAACUCCACACUGGGGAAGGCGCUGGGCGGAGCGUCAGGGGGCUACACGACAGGGCCUGGGCCCCUGGUGUCCCUGCUGCGGCAGCGUGCCCGGCCCUACCUCUUCUCCAAUAGCCUGCCACCUGCCGUUGUCGGCUGUGCCUCCAAGGCCCUGGACCUGCUCAUGGAGAGCAACGCCAUCGUUCAGUCUAUGGCAGCCAAGACCCAGCGGUUCCGCAGUAAGAUGGAGGCUGCUGGCUUCACCAUCUCGGGAGCCAGUCACCCCAUCUGCCCCGUGAUGCUGGGUGACGCCCGGCUGGCCUCUUGCAUGGCGGAUGACAUGCUAAAGAGAGGCAUCUUUGUCAUCGGGUUCAGCUACCCCGUGGUCCCCCAGGGCAAGGCCAGGAUCCGGGUGCAGAUCUCUGCAGUGCACACUGAGGAAGACAUCGACCGCUGCGUGGAGGCCUUUGCGGAGGUGGGGCGGCUGCACGGGGCAUUGCCCUGAGCCCUGGAUAGUGACGAGCAGAGCCAAGGUCCCCCUCUCUCCAUGGCAACACAGAGGGCCUUUGAUCAUCAGCCCGGGCCAGAGGCUCUGAGCCCUGUCAGAAUCCUCUGGCUGGGCUGGGGCAAGGCCUAUGCCUGUGACCGGGAGUGUGAAACAACUGUGGAAAUUGGCUGUGAUGCGUUGCUUUAUUCUUUAUGAGCAGUUCCCCUGCUCUGUGAUCGGCCGAAAGAGCAGGUAGGAGCUGCAGCCAUGACGGCAGGCUCUGGAAAGCUAUAGCAGACGUUGGAGCUGACUAACUCAUCCAAAUUAAGAUGAGACCCAGGCUGCGGGGCUGAUAUAGCAGGGCUGUCCCCUGGCUCAGCUGGAGUCUGUGCUGCUGCAGAGGGAGCUGAGCACCAGCUCUGCAGGCCCUGUCCCUCGCCGCCACCUCCCACUCUGCUGCCUCCGGAGUGUAGCCCUGGGGAACACCUUGUGUCCUGCUCUCUGAAUAAAGGGUGGUCCACAGCCGCCCGGAUAAGAAGGGGCUGGGCAUCCAUACCCAUGUUUGGAAGAGAGGCAGAGGAUUCAGGCCCCAAAGCAAAGUGUGGGUCACUCUUGGGGAGGCCCCUGCCAGUCCGGAAACCUGUGUUCUAUCCCACUUUGUCCCUAAGCCUGUGGCACACACUAGGCCAUCUCUAUCCCUAGUGUGUGCCUCAGCAUGUGCCACACUGUACCAGGCGUGGAUGUUUUCUUAAUGUCUGAGGCUUUUCCAGCUCUGUCAACCCCAGGCCUGCUGGCCUCAUGGCAAGCCGCCAGGGGGCGCAGCGAGCUCAGACUCCAGCAGCUCCGGCCCCUCCGGCCCCACCCCUCCAGACUUCUGGCCUUGGGCUCGCCAUUUGAGCAAUUCUACAGCCACGGCCUUCCAGGCUGAUUGGCUGCUGUGAAAGCCCUAUCCACCCUUGUCCCCCACAAUGACUUGCUGCGCCUCCACUGGAGGUGGCAACCCCCUUCCCACAGUCACUUCCCCUAGCCCCUCUCCGCUGCCCUCCCCACUCAGUCUCACAGGCACCCGGUGGGGGCAGGGGGCAGCUUCUGAGUCACCAUAGCCCCAGCCUCAGCAGAGUGGCCUUGGGAAGCUCUCGCAGUUUGCUGGGGGUAGAGCGGGAUGAAAAGGGCCCUUAUUAACAUCGGGGAACUAGGACAAGGUCUCCAGCGCCCAUAUCCCCAGCCCUCCCCCUUUCUUGGGAAUCUUGGUUGAACAAUCUGGUUGAGCUCCAGCCUAAUCCUGCAAAUGAAAAAGAUUUUAUUGUCAGAGAGAGGGGGAGGGAGGGAGGGAGACAUUGAUGUGUGAGGUUUCGUCUCGAACGCCCCAACUUGGGACCUCACCUACAACCCAACGUGUGCCCUGACCGGAGUCGAACCUGCGGCCUCAGUCUGCAGGAUGAUGGCCAGCCCAUUGAGCCACACCAGUCAGGGCCAGUCCUACAGGAUCUUGACUCUGGGAUUCUGGACAUCCUCGCCUGUGAUCUGGAAGAGCUUGAGGCUGGGGGAUGUCGCCAGGGGGAGGGGCUGCUGCAGCCACAUCAAGCACAGGAACGCGUGUGUGUAGCCACCCCCAAGGUGGGGCCCCCGGUGCCAGGCGCACUGUGGCAGCAGCGAAGGCACAGGAUCUGACACCAGUACCGAGCGCAGCUUGACGUGUGAGGGCCGCAUGGGCCAGCAGGUCACACCUGGCAGCCACGACCACAGUGUGCCCCACCCACCCAGCGAAGCCAGAGCACCUGGCCCAGGCCCACUGGGCAGUGGCACAGUGUGCGCUGCCGGUGGCAGCAGGCACUCCCCAGUGAGCAGCGACUCGACAUCCUGGGCCUGGCCGUGGUCGUGCCAUGCGUGGUUGACCAGGUACGGAGGGGUGCUGGCCCUGGUCCACGGCCACCCAGAAGGGGUCCUAGGAGGUGCCAUCCGGGGCAGCAGCAGUUCCAGUUGCACAUGCCUGGGCUCGGGCACAUACUGGUAGUGGUCCAUAUCCAUGACAAACUAGAGGGCUGGCCAUGGAUCACUCGCACUUCUGCACACUGUGGGACCAGGGGCUGGGGGUACUGUUCUCAGGGCGCACAAUCCGUGUCUCCCGAGUUGGGCACGAGGUUCAAGUUGUGGCCACCGGGAGCAGCAUUUGCAGCAAAGGGAGCAGGGGGCCCCGGGGCCUGCUGGCACUGGGGCAUAACAACACACCCUUCCUGCCCACCCCAGGUUGGGCCUUCUGGGGUCGCCUCCUUCCCUCUGCAUCUGCUCUCAGAGCUGCUCGGCCUGCGGCUACUGGGAGUCCCUCCAGUGCUGCCAGGACCCAGCUACGGGCGAGGAGGGGCCUCUCGCACUGGGGCCCCCACGGGGAGGCGGGACAGCAUGUCAGAGACCUCAGAGGCUUUCAGGGUGCAGGCAUGACAUGUUGGUGUGUCUGAGCUUCUGGCAGUCUGUCGGUGUGUCACUUUCAGAAAGGGUGGACCUCCAUCAGUGAGUCUAAAAUCCCACCAUACCUAUAAUUCUGCUUUUCAGUGAUCAUAAGAUUCUGUUGUUCUGAUUCCUUCAUCCAAUCUGAUAGCUCUGAAUUCAGAUUUGGAGAGUCCAGGUAUGAGCCCUAAUAUCUUCAAUUUAGUGAGUCUCGGCUUCCAGAAGCGGAGGAUGCUCUGUGCCUGGGGUGAGGGGCACCAGGCUUGAUGAGCACUUCUGCGCACUGACAGAGGUCCCGGGAGCCUGCGAGGGACUGGCCCUAGAGAGUUCACUAGCUGCUCCAGCCUCACAUGCAAGUCUGGGCUUCAUGAGCAUCCCCUCAACUAUCCUUACUUCCCCAGACUUCCCCUUUGACAUUCUUUCCACCCUCCCAGCUUCUAGAAGGACUCCAUGUGCAGUCCCUAGCACCUCUUCUCUCCCUUAACUCCUUGCAGUCUGCCUUCUGCCCCCUCGACAUUCGUCGCUAAACCCAGUGCUCCUGGCUGCCUAGGUGUUCGCCUCCAACUCUUUGGCCGUGUGGUGCACUUCUCCAAGUGGUCAGGUCAGAACCCCUGACCGAGUCAGCCAUUCACCAUCAGCUCUUUGGCUGCUGCCUGGAAAAGAGGCUCCUGGCGGUCACUCGUUAAAUCGGUCCACCCCGAGCCAUAAUAAACUAAUUCCAAAAUAACUGAUCAGGUCCU
Molecule: messenger RNA, 4540 nt
Organism: Artibeus jamaicensis (Jamaican fruit-eating bat)
Lineage: Eukaryota; Metazoa; Chordata; Mammalia; Chiroptera; Phyllostomidae
Gene: GCAT
Product: glycine C-acetyltransferase
Exons: 9
Coding region: 117-1373 (418 amino acids)
Biological process (GO): L-threonine catabolic process; biosynthetic process
Molecular function (GO): glycine C-acetyltransferase activity; pyridoxal phosphate binding
Source: RefSeq, a predicted model, not a curated record